This is a messenger RNA of Drosophila kikkawai, 631 nucleotides long. RefSeq lists its product as uncharacterized. Lineage: Eukaryota; Metazoa; Arthropoda; Insecta; Diptera; Drosophilidae. The record is from RefSeq and is a predicted model, not a curated record.
UCUCCCUGUCACACUUGUCAGCUUCUGAAUUCAGUUCGAGAUCAUCUACAAUGAAACCCACCUGGGAUCAAACACCGAUGCUUGAGACGGAAUCCCCGAAGAUCGACGAUGCCCUGAAGAUUUGUCAUUCGAUUGAAGACGAUCUCGCGGAUUGCCUGGCCGUUGUGGAGGGCAUGAACCAGAAGUACAAUGCCCCCGGACGCUAUGUCAUUUCCAUGCCACCCUUCAACGAAGACUAUGUGGUGGCCAGCUCGGGCACCGAUAGCUCAUCUUUGAAUGCUGCCGAUUGGGAGCUGGAGAUACUCACCCAGCUGUAUGGAGCUCGUAGUGCCCAGGAGCUGGAUGAAUCCUAUGUGGAUGUGCGCUACAAGUUCAUCAAGAUGAAAUUGGAACUAGAUGGCACCUUAAUCCAUUGCCAGCGUGUGGCAGAUACCGCAGACCGUCAGGAGCGCGUGGUUCAUUACAUGCUGGAGAGCUCCAAGAAGCGCAAGAAAAUCCUUUGCAGACAUUAGAAAACUACAAAAAUAUGAAAUAAUUCCUGACAACUAUUCCGUCAAAGUCCGAGAGCGUGCACAAAUUGCAAAUUGUGUCGACACUUGGCAGCUUUUAUUAAAAAUUACUGUCACCAUUA